Messenger RNA from Pogona vitticeps (central bearded dragon), 2397 nucleotides. Lineage: Eukaryota; Metazoa; Chordata; Lepidosauria; Squamata; Agamidae. The record is from RefSeq and is a predicted model, not a curated record.
ACGUCGGACUUGUUUAGGCGAAGGACAGCUGGGAGGGGGUGGUUUGAAAAAAACAAAAAAAGGGGGGGGAACUAAGGAAGGAGCCGCACAUUCGCCCUCAUGGGGUCCCGGUGGAGGCAGGCGCUCCACCUGGGGCGGAAGGCGCGCUCCGUAUUCGUUGGGACCCCGGUUGGCUCCUUGGCGCCCCGACCGGCCAGGUUUCUUCAGGCCACGGCCGUGCCCUGCUCCUCGCUCCGAGGGGGGCCUGGCAGUGGCUCGAGUGAGGGAAGGAGAGGUGGGGGCGGCCGCGGUCGUAACUGGGGGGCUGGAGACGGGGGCGAUGAUGAUGAUGAAGAAGAAGAAGACGACCUAGACAAGGAAGAACUGGAGCUGGACCCAGAGGAUGAGGAGCUGCUGAAGUCGGAGUUGCCCCCUCUGCCGUCGGGCCACCAGAAGGUGUUUGUGGUGCAUCCCGCGGUGAAAUGGGGGCCCGGCCGGCCGAGGCUCACCACAGCUGAAUUGCAACUAGAUGAAGCUGUUGCUCUCAUAAACACCAUUCAAGAUUGGACUGUGGUGGAUAAAAUAAUUCUCCCCACAAAAACUCCUGAGAAAAAAACUAUCUUUAGUGACCAGAAUUUUCAACUUCUUACUGAAAAGAUUAAAGGAGUGGUAGAUGCAUCUUCCGUCUUCGUAAAUGUAGAAAGGCUAUCUCCUCUAUCAAAAAAAGAACUUGAAGAAGCCUGGGGACUGGAGGUUUUUGACAGAUACUCAGUUGUCCUUCAUAUUUUCCGACGCAACGCUCGAACUAAAGAGGCAAAGCUUCAGAUAGCAUUGGCUGAAAUUCCACUUCUAAGGACAGGUUUGAGAAGCAAGGUUGCUCAGUUGGAUCAGCAAAGAGGUGGCUCAAGAUACAUUAUGGGUUCAGGUGAAACUUUCAUGGAGACACAGCUUCGACUCUUGAAAGAAAAGACCCAUAAAAUUCGAAAAGCUCUUGAGAAACUAAGGAAAAAAAGACAAUUACUUAGGAAUUGGCGGCAGAAACGUGAAUUUCCUACUAUUUCAGUAAUGGGCUACACUAAUUGCGGGAAAACCACUCUAAUCAAGGCCCUUACUGGGGAUGCAGGAUUACAGCCUGAAGAUAAACUCUUUGCCACACUGGACAUUACAGUCCAUGCUGGCUAUCUGCCGUCAUCCUUGACUGUUCUGUACGUUGACACUAUUGGAUUUCUCUCUCAGUUGCCCCAUGACCUUGUUGAAUCAUUUUCAGCUACCUUAGACGAUGUCGCCUGUUCGGAUUUAAUUGUCCAUGUCAGAGAUAUUAGCCAUCCGGAAACUAACCUUCAGAAGGAGACUGUAGUAUCAGUUCUCAGAAAUCUGAAUCUUCCCAGCCACCUACUGGAAACCAUUAUUGAAGUUCAUAACAAAGUGGAUUUAAUAGAUGGAUACCGUCCCACUGAACCAAAUGCUAUAGUCAUUUCAGCUCUCCUUGGACAUGGAUUAGAAGAGUUGAAAGAAGAAAUUGAUAGCAAAAUUUUGAAAAUUACUGGGAAAAACCUUCUGAGAAUUAAAAUUAAUUUAUAUGGACCUCAGCUCAAUUGGCUCUACAAAGAAGCAACGGUACAAAAUGUUGAGGUUGAUCCCGAAGAUGGUACAGCCAAUGUAGAAGUGAUCAUAAGCAAUGCUGCCUUGGGUAAAUAUAAAAAACUAUUUCCUCAAUCAAAAUAUGUCUCGCAAAAUUAACACAAUGUAAUUUCAUCACGGGAGCUAGCCCCAGCUGAAGGGGUACUGCACUAUUUUUUAUACAGGUGAAAUAAAGUGUAAGAUCCAGUAGGCUACAGAAUUUCCUGUGUUUUGUUCAAAUUGACCAGCCUCUACCACUUGCAAUGAAAUAAUGACAACAUCUGUAAAAAACCUUCAUUGUGGAAUGUUACAAUACACUUUUGACACCUUUUGUGGGGAAUCAUAUUCAGGAAUACCCAGUACAAUGUAGUGAAUAGAGUGGUAGACUAGGAAUUAGGAGGCUUGGAUUCAAAUCCUCAUUCAGCCAUGGAAGUUCAUGGGGGCAUAAAACUUGUAAAACCACUCCUUAGAUAUCUCACUCAACUUGAUGGCACACAACAACACAUACAAGAAAUGAUCAAAGAUAGUUGUUCCGUAUCAUCUAGGAUCUUAGAUGUUAGCUUUCUCUAUAGCACUGACCCAGUCUUGGCAGAUCUUAUGCAAGGCUAGUUUUUAAUUUAAUCAGUGCUCAGACAUGUUUCUUUCUAUUGAAGAUAAUCAAACACAAUCUAUGGCACAAAUCCUAUUGCUUAGUAUAGUAAGAGGGUUUGUUUGCUUCCCCUCCCCUUCUAGUUUUUAUAUUGUUAGCAGUGUUAGGUCCUCUUGAGGAGAAAGGUCAUGUAUAAAUGAGUCAACUUU